Scomber japonicus (chub mackerel) is the source of this 2000-nucleotide messenger RNA. RefSeq names its product serpin peptidase inhibitor, clade D (heparin cofactor), member 1 (gene serpind1). Gene Ontology annotation, biological process: blood coagulation; negative regulation of endopeptidase activity. The record is from RefSeq and is a predicted model, not a curated record. Gene Ontology annotation, molecular function: serine-type endopeptidase inhibitor activity. NCBI's taxonomy places the organism in Eukaryota, Metazoa, Chordata, Actinopteri, Scombriformes, Scombridae. Bases 69 to 1586 code for a protein of 505 amino acids. The transcript has 7 exons.
UCAAAGUUCAGUUUUGUAUUCAGUUCUUUGCUCUUAGUACUAGACAGCACUUCAGUAAAGCCUUAAGGAUGUGGGUAAUUACGGUAAUCUCUGUGGCCCUUCUGCUGGUCAGUCCAUCCUUGGCUGGGAUCAAAGAAAUCAGCUCACACUUUAGUGACCCCGUACCAGACCCCAGAGGCUAUGAACCAGGAGGGGCAGUGGAUAUAGACACCAUGCCCUUGGAAUUCCACAAAGAAAACACUGUCACUAAUGACCUGGUUUUUGAUGGCUUUGAGGAUGAAGAUUACAUUGAUUUUGAUAAGAUCCUGGCUGCGGGCAGUGACGACUACAUCGAAGGAGAUGAGAUUGAUGAGAUUGCAACACCAGCUCCAGACAUUGACAUCUUUGCCGAACCAUCUGACCCAAAGAUUCGCCGUGCCAGACUCCUACGGCUGUUCCAUGGUCGGUCUCGCCUUCAACGCCUCAACAGUAUCAAUGCCCGUUUUGGUUUUAAUCUCUAUCGAAGUCUUCGAAACAAUGUCAACCAGACUGACAACAUCCUGCUGGCACCUGCUGGGAUCUCAAUCGCUAUGGGGAUGAUGUCUUUAGGGGCAGGACCUGGAACCCAUGAUCAGAUCUACAAAGUUCUGGGAUUCGCUGAAUUUGUUAAUGCAAGCAUUCAUUAUGACAACACAACAGUGCACAAGCUCUUCAGGAAGUUGACGCACAGGCUCUUCCGGAGGAACUUUGGUUACACACUGCGCUCUGUAAAUGAUGUCUAUGUGAAGAAGGAUGUCUCAGUGAAAGAUACUUUCCGUGCAGAGACAAAGGCUUAUUAUUUUGCAGAACCACAGUCAGUGGACUUCAAGGAUCCUGCCUUUCUGGACAAGGCAAAUCGUCGCAUCCUGAAGCUGACAAAAGGACUGAUCAGGGAACCACUCAAGAGUGUGGACCCAAAUAUGGUGCUGAUGCUGCUCAACUACCUGUACUUCAAAGGUACAUGGGAGCAGAAGUUCCCCAAAGAAGUGACUCACUAUCGCAACUUUCGCGUAAAUGAAAAAACAAACGUUCGUGUGCCAAUGAUGACCAACAAAGGGAAUUACCUGGCUGCUGCCGACCAUGAACUAGAGUGUGACAUCCUACAGCUCCCAUAUUCAGGAAACAUCAGCAUGCUCAUUGCCUUGCCUCGGAAGAUCACUGGCAUGAGGACCUUGGAACAAGAGAUCUCCCCCACUGUUGUCAACAAGUGGCUCAAAAACAUGACAAAUAGGACCCGUGAGGUUGUGUUACCUCGCUUUAAACUGGAGCAGAACUAUGACUUGAUUGCCAAUUUGAAGGAGAUGGGCCUCACUGACUUAUUCCAGGAGCAUGGAGACUUCACUGGAAUGACCUCUGAAAAGGUUGCCAUGAACUGGCUGAAACACCAGGGAACCAUCACUGUGAAUGAAGAAGGGACUGAGGCUGCUGCUCUGACCCAGGUGGGAUUCAUGCCUCUCUCCUCUCAGAUACGCUUCACCGUGGACCAACCCUUCCUUUUCCUUAUCUACGAGCACCGCACAGACUGCCUUGUGUUCAUGGGUCGGGUGGUCAAUCCUUCACAGAACUAACUUGAAGAAAAGGUCCCACUAAAAGUUGAACUAUUCCCUACAAAUUAAAUGUUUCACUUCAGUAAGUUUCAGUGUAACUGAAACACUACUGCUACUAACUGCAGAAGUGUUAUUCUUAAUACUCAAUUACUUUCAUUGGAACAAAAAGAAAAUGUAACAUCAAGUAAUGAGCCCAUUUUGGGUGUAUGUUAUCUGUGGCUGAACCUUCAGCCUGUUCAGAAGACUCAGCCUGUCUUGAGAGUUUGUCUCAAUGAUUCAUUGAAUGCUUGUUAUCAUCUGUCUGUUAAUGUUUUGCAAUGAUGUUGGUGGACACGUGAGACAUUACGAAAGUGUCAUAGCUUUAAUGCUGUAAUAAUAGCAGAAAAACUGUGGAAUAAUGAAUUGAAGGGGAUAAUAAAAUAAUAUAUAACACUA